Molecule: messenger RNA, 903 nt
Organism: Peniophora sp. CBMAI 1063
Lineage: Eukaryota; Fungi; Basidiomycota; Agaricomycetes; Russulales; Peniophoraceae
Source: the annotation of a GenBank genome assembly
AUGGCGUCCACAAGCUCAACACCCGACGCUCCGAUAACCACCUCUGAGCAGAACUUCACCAAUCCACCAAAUUAUACCUUCCCCCACCAUCGUCUCGUACUGGACCAGCGCUAUGAGGACCGAACACCCAUUGUGCUCGUUGCCUGUGGCUCCUUCUCACCAGUCACCUAUCUCCACCUACGCAUGUUCGAGAUGGCGAAGGAUUAUAUUCGACAAAAUACGGAAUUCGAGGUCAUGGGCGGCUAUAUGAGCCCUGUGUCGGACCAGUACAAGAAGCCUGGAUUGCUCAGCGCAACGCAUCGUGUCAACAUGUGCACACUCGCCACCGAGCAGACCUCGAACUGGCUGAUGGUGGAUGCAUGGGAGGCCGUGCAGACAUACCAGCGCACGGCUGUCGUGCUCGAUCACUUCGAGCAUGAGAUUAAUGACAAGAUCGGCGGCGUGCGUUCCCCCUCGGGCGAACAGCGCCGCGUCCGCGUUAUCCUACUCGCCGGCUCAGACCUCAUUGGUACUAUGUCCCAACCAGGCGUGUGGUCCGAGCGCGAUCUCGAUCACAUUUUGGGGAAGUACGGCACAUUCAUCAUCGAACGUGCAGGCUCGGACAUGGACCAGGCAACCGAGGCGCUUGCGCGCUGGAGACACAACAUCUUCUUCAUACCCCAGCUCAUCCAGAACGACGUCAGCAGCACCAAGGUCCGCCUGUUCCUCCGCCGCGGCCUGUCCGUGCGAUACCUUUUGCCCGGUCCGGUGGUCGAUUACAUCGAAGAGAACCACCUCUACACCGACGAGGCAACAGCCGCUCAAACUGCAGACAAGGGCGACGGCAAGGACGGCGCCGGCCGCAGCGGUCGGAGAGGCAGCAGCACGUUGCACGCACCGCCGUCAGUCAUCGCGAGCUCAUGA